Syzygium oleosum is the source of this 713-nucleotide messenger RNA. RefSeq lists its product as uncharacterized. The record is from RefSeq and is a predicted model, not a curated record. NCBI's taxonomy places the organism in Eukaryota, Viridiplantae, Streptophyta, Magnoliopsida, Myrtales, Myrtaceae. The transcript is spliced from 2 exons. The coding region runs from base 92 to 568 and encodes 158 amino acids.
UUGCUUCAGGUCUCGUCUCAGCUCGCUGUUGCUGCCGCUGCUGGCGGUGGUUGUUCUUGUUCUACUGCAAACCGAGAAGGAAAAUUCCCCAAUGAGCUUCACGCCGUCAUGCCAUUGCCACUCAAAGCUUCUUCUCUCUCCUCCUACCCACCUCCCUCGCAACGCCCGCUCCUCCAUGAAAGCGAAACGCGACCUCCUCUCGCCCUCCGUGGACCGCCGUCCACGCUUUCCCCUCCGUAGGCAGUGGCGACGAGAGCUCCCUUUCGGAACCAGCGCAAUUGCCGAUCAAUACGGCUCUGCUCUCACCGACGCUGCUCCGCUGAAGGGCGACAUAUCGGUGUUCCUCCAAACGGGUGCGGUGAUGCUGUUAGCGUACUUCAUAGCAAACUUCGUCGUCCCCAACUUGAUAUCGAAGUACAUGGGGUUCGACAAGAUAAACGAAGGCGAGGAUUCUGAGGACGAUGAUAAAAGCAGAUCCUCGGAGGGAGGAGAAGAAGAGAGAGAUAGAGGAACUCAAGCGAAUUCGAGGAUGACGAAGAAACGGGGUUUCAACAGCACCCGACGCUGACAUUUACAUUUGGUCGGCUUCGUGUUCGCAUUUUCAUCGUCCAUUUCUGUUCUCUAAAUGCCACCAUCUUCAAAAUGAAGAUAUUCUGUCGGGCACGACUCCCUGUAACUUCGACAAUAAUAAGGAAAGAAAAUUGACCAUCCUA